ACCCUCUUUAACUCUUUACAUUUACAGCAUUCUCGUUCUCGUCUCAGCUUCUUCUUCACAGUAGGGUUGCUGAUAAACGCCACCAUUCUCUGUUUUGUCGCACUUCCCCUUCCUGACGCUUUCUUCUGCUUUCUCUUAUAGCCAUACAGCCCAACUCACUUUCUCUCUCCACCGUAAUAAUGGGUGCUUCUCUGCCCCCUAAAGAGGCCAACCUCUUCAAGCUUAUUGUUAAAUCCUAUGAAACCAAGCAAUACAAAAAGGGGCUCAAAGCUGCUGAUUCCAUUUUGAAAAGAUUUCCUCAUCAUGGAGAAACUUUAUCAAUGAAGGGUUUGACUUUAAAUUGCAUGGAUCGUAAGUCUGAAGCAUACGAGCUUGUUCGUCAGGGACUAAAGAAUGACCUAAAAAGUCACGUUUGCUGGCAUGUUUAUGGUCUGCUUUAUCGAUCAGAUAGAGAAUAUAGGGAGGCAAUUAAGUGCUACCGAAAUGCACUGAAAAUAGAUCCAGACAAUAUCGAAAUUCUUCGUGACCUGUCACUCUUGCAGGCUCAAAUGCGAGAUUUGAGUGGCUUUGUUGAGACAAGACAACAACUUCUGACUCUGAAGCCAAAUCAUCGCAUGAACUGGAUUGGCUUUGCUGUUGCACAUGAUUUGAAUUCUAAUGCAUCCAAGGCCGUUGAAAUUUUGGAAGCUUACGAAGGGACAUUGGAAGAUGAUUAUCCUCCGGAAAAUGAACGUUGUGAGCAUGGGGAAAUGCUUUUAUAUAAGAUCUUCUUGUUAGAGAAAUCAGGAUUGCUUGAGAGAGCUGUUGAGGAGUUGCACAAGAAGGAAUCAAAAAUUGUUGAUAAGCUUGCAUAUAAAGAACAAGAGGUAUCUCUUCUAGUCAAGCUUGGUCGCUUAGAAGAGGGCGAAAGGCUGUACCAGGCCUUACUCUCUAUGAAUCCUGACAAUUAUAGAUACUAUGAAGGCCUUCAAAAAUGUCUUGGAUUAUAUUCAGAUGAUGGCCAUUAUUCUCUUGAUGAGAUAGAACGGUUAGAUGCAUUAUACAAAUCACUUCGGCAGCAAUAUAAAUGGUCUUCUGCUGUUAAGAGAAUACCACUUGAUUUUCUACAAGGUGAAAAAUUUAAAGAGGCAGCGGAUAAUUAUGUUAGGCCACUCCUAACUAAGGGGGUUCCAUCCCUGUUCUCUGAUCUUUCUCCAUUGUACCAUCACCCUGGGAAGGCAGACAUUCUGGAACAACUUAUUCUGGAGCUAGAGCAUUCAAUUAGGACAGCUGGUCAGUACCCUGGGAGUUUAGAAAAAGAGCCCCCUUCUACUCUAAUGUGGAUCUUGUUUUUAUUGGCUCAGCAUUAUGAUAAACGGGGCCAACAUGAAGUUGCUCUUUCAAAAAUUGAUGAGGCUAUAGAACAUACGCCUACUGUUAUUGAUCUAUAUUCUGUCAAGAGCCGGAUACUGAAGCAUGCUGGUGAUUUGGCUGCUGCUGCUGCAUUUUCAGAUGAAGCUAGAUGCAUGGAUCUUGCUGAUCGCCAUAUCAACAGUGAAUGCGUUAAGCGCAUGCUGCAGGCUGAUCAGGUGGCUUUGGCAGAAAAAACUGCUGUUUUGUUCACAAAGGAUGGGGAUCAGCACAACAAUCUCCAUGACAUGCAGUGCAUGUGGUACGAGCUCGCCUCGGGGGAAAGCUAUUUCCGUCAAGGUGAUCUUGGGCGGGCACUCAAAAAAUUUUUGGCAGUGGAGAAGCAUUAUGCUGAUAUUACUGAGGAUCAAUUUGAUUUCCAUUCAUACUGCUUGAGGAAAAUGACUUUGCGGACUUACGUGGAAAUGCUUGCAUUUCAAGACAGACUGCACUCGCAUGAAUAUUUUCAUAAAGCAGCAGCUGGAGCUAUCCGAUGCUAUAUAAAAUUGUAUGAUUCUCCUCCAAAGUCUGCAGCUGAGGAGGAUGAAGAUAUGUCCAAGUUGCUUCCAUCUCAGAAAAAGAAGAUGAGGCAAAAACAGAGAAAGGCAGAAGCACGUGCUAAGAAAGAGGCAGAAGAAAAGAAUGAAGAGUCAAGCACCAGUGGUGUAUUGAAGUCUGGAAAGCGGCAUGUAAAACCUGUUGAUCCAGAUCCACGGGGUGAGAAGUUGUUGCAGGUUCAAGAUCCCCUCUCAGAAGCAACAAAAUACCUGAAGUUGCUGCAGAAGAACUCACCCAAUUCAUUGGAGACACACUUGCUAGCAUUUGAGUUGUAUAUGAGAAAACAGAAGAUUUUGCUUGCCUUUCAGGCUGUGAAGCAGUUGCUGAGAUUGGAUGCUGAACACCCUGAUUCUCAUUGCUGCUUGAUUAAAUUUUUCCAUAAAGUGGGGUCCAUGAAUGAUCCAGUGACUGACAGUGAGAAACUCAUAUGGAGUGUUUUAGAAGCUGAGCGCCCUACUAUUAGUCAGUUGCAUGAGAAAUCUCUGGCCGAUGCAAACAAUGCUUUCCUUGAAAAACAUAAAGAUUCUUUGAUGCAUAGAGCUGCCUUUGCAGAAAUGUUGUACAAUUUGGAUCCCACCAGGAAGUCAGAGGCUGUGAAGUUGAUUGAAGACUCGACCAAUGAUCUAGCACCAAGAAACGUAGCCCUGGGACCAGUCAAGGAGUGGAAACUUACAGACUGUGUUGCAGUUCAUAAACUUCUGGGGUCUGUCCUUGAUGAGCAGGAUGCUGCAUCGAGAUGGAAAGCACGUUGUGCCAAGUAUUUUCCCUAUUCUACAUUCUUUGAGGGCAGCCAUAGCUCUGCCUCUCCUAACUCAGUCUUGAAUCAGAUAUGUAAGAAUGCUGAGAAUGGGAGUCCUAACCAUUCAGUGGGUGCUCAAAAUGCAAACUCCAUUACCUCAAAUGGCAAUUUAGAGGCAUUUAGUAAACUCGCCAUUUGACACAGUUGAAUACAUAGAUUGGAGCAAACAGAGUCGCUUGUCACUUGGUUGGUCAUGGAAACCAGGCUAGUUUUGACAUUUCUCUAAGUAGACCAAGUUGCAAUUUGCAACUAGAGGUCAUUCUGAGUUUUGGAGCAAGCCAUGGCAAGUUCUGCGAGCAAGUCACUCAAUUCUCUGAAAGUUGUCUUUUGCAAAUGUGUAUAAUUUUGCGUCAAUUACGUUCAGGUUGAAUUUUUCAUUUCACCCCAUUUUCCUGAGACAUACAGGGCUCCGAGGAUUUGCACCGUCGUCCAAUCUUGUCGUUUAACUUGUGGGGAGGGCUACAGGAAUUUCUUUCUGGUUUCUGGUUUUGGAUCCGGCCAACAGCACAUAUAUAUACCAAGAGCCUGUUGUACUAAGCCUAUUUUGUUGGCUCAUUCAAUCAUGUAUAAACAAUGACUGAAAAUUUUGCAUCAAAAUCUACUUUUUUGACUGAGCUUUAGCUUCUAAUGAAUUUUAGUCGAGUUUUUUUUUUGGCCCUUUUGCAGUUGUGUUGUAGUUAUCUGUCGGGAACUACUGUGAGGGAAUUGAUUGAUAAAUGACUUUAAUAAACACCCAUUGAGAAGAUU
Messenger RNA from Neltuma alba, 3493 nucleotides. Its product is annotated as N-terminal acetyltransferase A complex auxiliary subunit NAA15. The transcript is spliced from 26 exons. Bases 180 to 2885 code for a protein of 901 amino acids. Gene Ontology annotation, molecular function: protein binding. Gene Ontology annotation, biological process: N-terminal peptidyl-methionine acetylation. The record is from RefSeq and is a predicted model, not a curated record. Gene Ontology annotation, cellular component: cytoplasm. NCBI's taxonomy places the organism in Eukaryota, Viridiplantae, Streptophyta, Magnoliopsida, Fabales, Fabaceae.